Messenger RNA from Bufo gargarizans (Asiatic toad), 540 nucleotides. RefSeq names its product coiled-coil domain containing 167 (gene CCDC167). Lineage: Eukaryota; Metazoa; Chordata; Amphibia; Anura; Bufonidae. The record is from RefSeq and is a predicted model, not a curated record. The transcript is spliced from 4 exons. Bases 106 to 399 code for a protein of 97 amino acids.
CACAAACAUGGCGGCCGCGGCUUCAGGCUCCGCCCCUCUUAGGAGACACAUGGCGGUGGGCGCUUCAGCUCGAGUGUGGAAGGAGACGUGUCCAGGAAGCGGAGGAUGGCGAGGAAGAAGCGGGAGAAGCUGAGCGUGGCUCGGGAGAUUGACGGCGUUGAGGAGCGACUGGAGUCCUGCAGGAACGGCCUGGAAGACGUGGACUACAAACUGCGCAAACAUGAGCUGUCAGAGGAGGGGAGGAAAUUGUUAGAGAAAGAGAAGAAUUCUCUCACCAACAAAAUGUCUAAUUAUGAGAAGGAGCUGAAAUCCCUACGACACGAGAACCGUAAGAACGCGGCGCUGUCCUUCGGCCUCUUCUUCCUCGCAGCGCUGGUGUAUUAUUUCUGGACCAUGUGACCUGCGGCUGAGCUGCACCGGUGAUGUCCGCCUGCCUGCUGACGGGCUCCAGUCUGAUUCUGCUGGAGCCAUCACUGUGAGGACAAUGCAGAUUAUUUGUUUUCAUACAUUUCUAUAAAAAAUAAAAUAGUUUUCACAGAC